Molecule: messenger RNA, 1572 nt
Organism: Prorocentrum cordatum
Lineage: Eukaryota; Dinophyceae; Prorocentrales; Prorocentraceae
Source: the annotation of a GenBank genome assembly
CCGCGGCGUAAGUUGGCUAUGCCAUCUCGCCUAGGACCCGUUUCUUUUCGUAUCAGGACCUAAAAUCUGAAGGUACAGUAAAUGUGACUGUUCUUGUUUGGCGCAGCGAAUGCAAUAAUGCUUGCUGGGAAGAAGGUGCGACUCCGAGAGGCCAUGCGUGUGACCCUUUUGGCCCAAGUCUGGUCAAGGGCACGCACCGCACCGAGUCCGAACCGCAAUUUACAGCGAUAGUCGUCUCGUGCGCAGCCGCCAACAAUCAUCAGAUGCUCGCCCGGUGGACCAUCCUGGCCCUGGUCGCCGCCCGCACCACCGCCACCGGCACUGCCGAACAGCCCGAGGAGCCAGCCUGUGCGGUGCACGAGGAGGACGAGGCCGAUGGCCUCGCGGCGCUGCAGACGACGGAGUCCAAGCGCAAGGCGACGUCCGAGAGCCACGGCAGCAGCAACACCACAGCCCCGGGCGUGAGCUCUGGGCCCACAUGCUACGGAUACACGGGCGGCUCGUGCAGCGUCCAGGCGUGCACCGCUGCCCGCAAUGCGAAAUGCAGCGGUGGUUAUUGCACUUGUGACGCUGGCUGCUCAAGCGCCAACGGAACGUGCUACAUGGAGAAGAACAAGGUUAUUGCUCAGAGUUUCACCUUGUCCAACGCGAAAUGGCCGAAUUACUACAUGUACAUGAAGACCGUGUCCACAUUCGACCAGAUGAGGGUCAGCGACUCUUGGUUUGGCGUCGGCGGGGACAAGUUCUCCUUGUACCAACUCCCGGGAGCGUACGAAGGGCAGCCGACGUUUUUCCUUGGAUCCAGCAAAUGGGAGAGCUCUGUAGUGGCAAUUGCGGGGACGACUGGGACCGCAGUCCACCCCUAUGCUGCUUACGCCAAAAGUCUAGAGAAGAAGACUGGGGUGGAUAAAUUGGCCGUCGCUGUGUGUGCGCGAGCCAACGGUACCAUCAUGAUCGGUGGGUUGGGAAACAGUUCCAUCACCAAGAAACCUGUCUGGGCAUACAUUCAGCAUGGUACUUGGCUCGUCUAUGGGUACAGUACGGGCGACCCGGGUCAGGGUGGUUACUGGAUUCCUAAGCCGGCGUUUCCCGCCAAUUCGGUGCCAGCUUGUAGUGUUUGAUCGUGGCGUGUGCACAUUUGAAAUUCGAAGCCUGCCCGGGAGCAGCGUGGAGGAGCUUUUUCUAUUAUUGCAGGUCUCCUGGCACAGGCGAGCGUCUGAGGUCCGACGUUGACGUUUUCGGCGCAAGCGUUGCAAUAUCGAGAGAGCGAAGGCAGUUAUCUGGCGAGCGCUUCGAGGGUCCAUCCCCAGCGUUCACCUUGCAACUGCACCGUUCCAAAUUAUUCUGAUGGGGGCUCCCAGGUGAUUCCGAGCCCCACCCCCGCGGUGGCGCAGCUUUGCACCAUCGUGGCUCGCGCCUGACGCGGCUGGCCAGCGGGCAGACGGGCCGGAGGACACGUCUCCAUCGGCCUCGCUUGCCCGCCAUGUCGUGGACUAGAGGCCCGUUGCCGUCUAUCAUGGCCAUGCUGACCAUGCCCCACUCCAUUAUCAGAACCAUCGGCAUCAGCAGCAU